Egretta garzetta (little egret) is the source of this 1073-nucleotide messenger RNA. Its product is annotated as cytochrome c oxidase assembly protein COX20, mitochondrial. Bases 1 to 474 code for a protein of 157 amino acids. Gene Ontology annotation, cellular component: mitochondrion; mitochondrial inner membrane. The transcript is spliced from 4 exons. NCBI's taxonomy places the organism in Eukaryota, Metazoa, Chordata, Aves, Pelecaniformes, Ardeidae. Gene Ontology annotation, biological process: mitochondrial respiratory chain complex IV assembly. The record is from RefSeq and is a predicted model, not a curated record.
AUGGCCGUCCUCAGCACGUUCUGCGCCAAGCAGCGCCGCGACCCAGGAAGCAAUGGGGAGGCUUAUGGAGAGCUGGUGUCACUCUCUUCACGCACAGAAGGCCGAGGACACGAGCAGCACGGCACCGACCGUGUUUGGUUUUUUUUCUUACAGUCCUUUAAACUCCUGGGAUUUCUUGAUGUUAAAAGUGUCCCAUGUGCACGAGAAUCGGUGCUCUAUGGCUCCCUGGGAUCUUUAGUUGUGGGUCUUGGACAUUUUGUAGCAACUAGUAGAGUUAGAAGAUCUUGUGACUUCGCAGUUGGUGGCUUUAUUUGCACAAUGUUAGGAUACUGGUUUUACUGCAGGUACAAUUUGGCCCAACAGAGGAUCCGGCAAAGAAUGCUUAAAGAAGGAAUGAGAAACAAAAUUUUAUUUGAAGGCAGUUCUCUUGAUCCAGAAAGAAAACAAACCGGCAAUGAAAGAAGCAAUUCAUAGCCUGCUGUAGAGGAAUCUGUGGUCUAAUACAGCUUUGGGAGAAGGGGGUCCAAAAAUGGCAGUCUUCCCUGUAAAUGUGUGAGGUGCCUGAAACUGAUAAAUCAUGCUGGCUUUCCUAGCAAAUCCCAAGCAAGAAAAUCAUAGUGAACUGUUAAGUCAGCACACAAGCCUUUCUUUGUUUCAUAUGUGUAUGUAUGUGUGUAUACGACUGUGUACACAGUUACGAAUGACCUCCUGUUAAACAUCUGGGAACUGAUGUGUUCCGUUACAGGGUCUUGAGGAUUAAUGACGGUGUUUGGGGACUGCUUUAACUUCCGUUGAAAACAGAAUGGUUCGUUUUAGCAAAGUUGUAAUUACAUCUCAUUUAAAUACAGGAAAAUAUUUUCAUCCGCUGUUCUCUGAGAAAAUGUAUCCUUCAGUGCUACUGUUAAUUGUGCUCUUUGUAAAACAGAAAUAUUGAAACAGUAGGUGAAGGCUUUGCUUGUGCAAGGUGGGUGAUAUCAGUAGCCUUUGUAAGAUUUCAGCUGCAGAAUAGCUUCAGAUAAUUCAUACACACUGUGAAGUUGAAGGAUUUCCAUUUUUGUUGUCUGUGCGAAACU